CUCCAUAAAAAUGGCAUUUUUUCAACUGAUUUUGAAGGCAAGGAAACUCCAUGAGGCAAGACUCGAAUAUGAAGAUGAAAAAUUGAAAUCAAUUGAAAUCGAAAAAGGGGAUCAUCACAAAGUACAUUAUACUUUCAGUCAGAGAAUACGAUACACAAAAAUAAUAAUAAAAAAGAAGCUCAAGAAAUUUCUGAAAAAAAUUACAUCAUGCCCGGAGGAUUCGUGGAUUCACGAAAAAUCAGUGCUUUUAAAAACAGAUAGAACAUUAGAAAAUUAUGUUUUGAAAAGCAUUUUCGGAUUUUUAGGUGGAAUUUUCCUCACGUAUAUAUUUUUCAUAUUUUUUGUCAUUCAACUCAAUUUCACCCUAACUUCAGCAACGAUUUGGUGUUCAUUGAUCGGAAUUGUUUUAACAAUUGGCUUGGCAUUUUCCAGUCGUGUCAGGUGUAUCGUCUUUUUAGUAAUGCCACAAUUUUUUUCGAAACGUGGUCGACAGGCUCUUAUGGCUUAUGCUUUUAUUCUUGCAAUUACGGGACCAGGAAAAAAUACUUUGCAUAAUAUUGGAGUUCUAUCUGAAUCUUUAGCCUGUAGUCAAGAGCGACUGAAAGAAGCAGUUAAAACUAUUGUUGAUUUGAUAAAACAGCCAUUUUAUGCUCUUAAAGAUGCUAUAACAAAUGUUGUAAAAACCGUUAAAGUAGUGAUAAAAAGAAUUAAAAUAGCUCUGAUAGCAAUCAAGAGGCUUGUCCUCAGUAUUUUACGUGUAAUCAAGUCAGCUUACGAUUGGUUGGCAAGUGUUGUAAAUAUGUGUAACAAGGAAUUAGGCACGCCUUUUGACAGGUGUGAAAAUGUAUUCGAAGAAGCAGUAUCGGAUUGUAAAGAAAAAUUAGGACCUUUAUUCGGAGGAGUUUGUAGCAUAUCAUAUGUCGUUGGAUCUGUAUGCUACAUUGUAAAACCUAUGGAUUUUAUUUGCAUACUUGUAUCAUAUGUUGCUGACACGAUUGUUAAUGCUGUUCAAAAAAAAAUAAUAAAAUUUUCGAAGCAUAUGAAGGCGAUAUUUUACGUCAAUGUGAAAUUUUCUCAUUCAUUUCACUUUGAGACUAAUCAUAGUCGCAGCAUUUCAAAUGUGUCUAAAGGAAUCGGAAAGGAAAUAAGAUUAAGGACCGGAAAAUUCCUCAAGCUUUUUGAUUUGAUGAAUUUUGCUACCAGCCUCUUUAUUUUCAUCUUACUUCUCAGAGUGAUAAAUUAUAGGCAUAAGUGGUUAACGAAUCCCCGAUUUGACAAUCGGUAUUUAACAGAUUAUUUGCGUGAGAUCGAUUUGAGAAGAGCUCGAUUAGAUAAAGAAACUGUGCUGCCUUUAAAUCCAAGAGAGAGAAAUAAAUACAUUCCUCUAAGUUCAUUUUCCCUUAUCAAAGCUGAACAAACUCAUCUUGCAAAAUCUGCCGUUUUUCUGUUCUCAACUUCGUGCAAGCUUUUGUUUUACAUAGCUGUUGAUUACAGUCUGUAUUGGAUUCUCAGCAUGAUUAGAUACCAUGGAAGGGUCAAAACGAAAGUACAACAACCUAAUUCUGUAGGAGUUCACGUGUCCGGAAAUGGAUUUUUAUCUGAGCUCUACAGAAGCAUCGUAAGAGCUUUCUCUCCUUCUUCUUCAGAGCAAGAAAUCGACACAAUUUCAUGUCUUCCGGACCCAAUUCCACCGGAUCUAGAUAGAUACACGCAAAUUACAACGCUCAUUGUCCUGUGCUGGAUAAUGGCUGUCUUUGAACCUUACGGUUUACGACUAAGGCACAUCGUUAUGGGCUCCUACCACCCGGAAAGAGCAAAAGAACGAGCUGUUUGGCUUUAUAAUCAUAUUUUAAGAUCAAGAGGAACUUUCCUGAAAUUUGCAAGACGCCAACUGCGCAGAAAAUUUGGAAUAGCUGGCAGUAAAAAUACCGAAAAGGUGACAUGUAAAGAACGUUUAACGGCAAUCUGUCCCAUUUUAAAUAGACUAUUCCCUUCGAAGCAAAAUGCAUGUAUUUUAUGUGGUGCUAUUGAAAGAGAAGGACAACUUCCUCAUGUUAAAUGUUCUACAACUAAUUGCAAGGGUUUAUUUUGUGUGCAAUGUUUUGCAGAUUUGCAGAAUCUUUGCACAGUUUGUAAAACACCCAUAGAUUAUGGAGAUUUAUCUGACAUCAGUGAAGAAAAAGAUUCUUCAGAAGAAGAAAUGUUACAAAUUCAGGAAAAAAAAGAAGAUGUUGAAGAUGUGACAGAAGUAACUGGAGAAGUGGAUAAGGUAGAAGGAACUCAAAUCGCAGAAGAUCUUGAAGAACUUUCUUCUUCCUCUGAAUAUAGUUACUCUUAUCAGGAUGAUGAAACCCAAACUUGUAAGGAUCCGCCACAAAGAGAACCGUACAGAGAUAUUGAAGCCCAGAAAAUGCGAGACGAUGUAACCACUCAGAUAUUCAACGUCCCAAUUGAGGAUAUCGAUUCAAUCAGUGAAGGUCCUACUUCUUGUUUCGUGGUUCGGGCUCGUAGAAGACUUAGAUCUACAUUUGAAAAAAUCAUGACGGAAUUUGACGAUGAAGAUAAAUUUUCUGCCAAUUCACAAGCAUCUUCUUCGUUUGAAGAAAAUGAUGAGGAAGAGUUAAUAGAAAUAAAAGUGGAUGGUGGUUUGAGUGAAGAACUUAUUUCUGCGAGAUGUAAAGGAACAAAACAGAAAAAGAACAAGCAGAGUAGAAUAAAGAAAAUCUUUGCAGCUCUUUUAAAAAUAUCUUGGUUUGGAAGAAAAAAUAGAUCAAAAAACCCAACGAAGACUUACAAAAGCAGACUAAAGGGAAAGAAAAACAUUCAAAAAAUAAUAAAUUCUUCCAUUUCAUCAUCUUCAUCUGCUAUGUCUUCAUCGUCUUCCAGCAAUUCAGAUUAUAGAGAUUCAGAUGCUUUGUUAAAGUCAAAAAAGAAGAAAAAAAUAAAAUUAUCGGAAUGCGAUAAAUUUAACGAUGAAAUAUUACGUAAGAAAAAAAACGAUUUUCGCCGAAAAAAUCAGAAAAAACUUCCAAGAACCAGCCCUGCAAAAAGUGAUGAGCACGAUUUUAAAUACCCACACGAAAAAAGUUUUUUCCCUAAGAAAUUGCCAAGGGGUUUGGUGCCUGUUGCCAGAGAAAUCCGAUACUUUGAAGUCGAUGAAAGAGAAAACUGCCCAAAUAAAUUUUAUAAUGAUAAAGAACGUUUAAACAUUUUAUCUGAUAUCAAAUCAUCCUCAGACACGAGUAGAUUUAGUGAAACUUGGAAUAUCCGUGGUGAUGACGACUCUAGGAAUUAUGGGUCGAUGAAAUCGCAAGAUUCACAAGAGGCUUAUGAAAGAAGUAAUAAAAUUUCUACUUCAUCUAUAAUGACGACCAUUAAGGAAGAUAGCCAGGAAACAUCGAAAUCAAAAGACAGUGAAGAUAAUUCUAUUGAGUCAAGUGUUGAUUCAGAAAAAUAUAUUGAUGUUAUAGGUUCAUCUACUGAUUCGCCAUUUGAAAAUCGACUUGUGGCACUUGAAAUUAAAGAAAAAAGAGAUAACAUGAGAAGUGGCAGAAAAAGAUUGGAAACGAUUGGUCAUGACAAACAGGCGCCCAAAAUUGAUGAAAUUAAAAAUUAUCCAAAAACUCGUGAAGAAAAAAAUGAGCGUCGUAGAAAAAUUGUAGAAAGACGAUUGCAGCGACGAAGCAGUUUAGAUAAUGGACAUUUUGAAAAAAAUGUCGCUGAAAACAUACCUAGAGAGAGAAAAAUCCAAGAAAGGCAUAGAAGUCAAUGUCAAAAAUCGUCGAGAAGAUCGAAUAGAUGUAAAUAUUGUUUCAAAAGGGAUAUAUUUUGCGAAAGACGAAAAAAACAUUUCAGGAAGGAAAGAAAUAAUGAUCAAUAUUCGAAAAAUUCUUCAGGAUCAGAAGUGGAAAGCUGUUCACCAAAAAGGCCAAAUGAUACUGCCAAGUGUAUUCAUCAUGAACAAAAAAUUAUGAGUACAAGACCAAAAUUGAUCGAAGAACUGAAAGAAGAUGAUAGAAUAAAAUUAAUCAGAGAAAGAGAGGAUGAAAGGCAGAGGCGCUAUGAUAUUUUAAGAUCUGUUCGACAAGAAAUAACACCACUAAAAGAAGAGCAAAAAAUGUAUGAUAGUUGCGAAUUCCGUGAAACAACAAAAACUAAACAAGUCAACACUUUUCCAUAUAAAGAAACAGAAGUGUUUAAAGAGCGCAAAAAUAAGGAAGCGGAAGAUUUAUCUCUACUAGAAGGUCGUCAAGAGUGGAGAAGUAUUAUGUCCAGAUUAAGAAAGAAAAUCGGAAAUGCAUUUCUGGCAUAUAAAUCAAAUCUGAAUGAAAAUAACAAGGGAACAAGUUUCCCAAUGGAAAAUCGAGAUGAUGCUUCAAAUGUGGAUCAGGGCCAAUCCAUACAUUUUUUGUCAGAAGAUACUACAGAUAAUAAUGAGACGACUCAUUAAUUGUAAUGAAAAAUUCCUCGAAAAUAAUUUUUGCAACUCGUGCAAAAAUGGAAGAUUUCAUUCAAUAUAUAUAACUCCGAUUAAUUAUAUUGACUUUUUUUGUUAAAUAUGUUACUUCGUUGAUAUGUUUCUUUAUAAUUAAGAAUUCUAUUUUUAUUUAUAUACGA
Molecule: messenger RNA, 4617 nt
Organism: Belonocnema kinseyi
Lineage: Eukaryota; Metazoa; Arthropoda; Insecta; Hymenoptera; Cynipidae
Exons: 22
Coding region: 11-4450 (1479 amino acids)
Cellular component (GO): membrane
Source: RefSeq, a predicted model, not a curated record